UCUGCACAGGUAGGCCUCCCAAAGUGCUGGGAUUACAGGCAUGAGCCACCACACCCAGCCUCCACCUCUUACAGUGGGCCUGAUAUUAUAAUGCCCAUUUCCUAUGAUGAAAAGGAACUGAAUGAGUGUGGAAUCUCUAGGACGGCGCUGGCAUAUAAUGGGCCCUUGGGGUUUAGUUUAGUAGCAAAUUAAAAGGUGCCCAUUCCUCAAAACCUUCUAUAGACAUCUUUCAGAAAACUGCCAUGGAUAAAUAUCUGCAAAUCAAAGCAAAACUUUAGGGACAAACUACAUCAGUCUUCACCUGUGAAUUUUGCAUCUAUGAUGCAAAUGACACCCCCUCUAAGGUGUUACCCUUCUGCAGUGCACUACCUGUGCAACUGUCCUCAGCAAAGAGUACUUGGCCUCGUGGGAGAUGUCUCCUCCAUGUGCACUGCUGCCCUUGGAGGCUGUGAAAAGUGAGGUGUGGGAACCUGAGCUGUGCCCUCUCUGCCAUGGUCAGCAUUUUAACCCAACCUCAGAAAGCAGGGGACCAAAACCGAGCCUGUCCUGGAAGACCUUGCCCAUCCCCGGAGGGCUCCCCAUCCAUAUUUCUCAAGGAGGCCAAGUGGGUGAAAUGGUCAGCACUGCCAUGCUGUGGGGUCCUAAAAUCUGCUGUCCUCCUUCCUGCAGACCAGGGCUGAACACUGGUGCCCAGGUGCUCUUGCCAUGGGUCCUGGUGCAGCCAAGCAUGGUUUCAAACAUGACCUGACCCUUAGUCAACCUGGAGGCUGAUGUCUAGAGUGGGCGCUGGCGUCUGCAGCACCUGUAGCCUCUGCAUCACCCUUAGGGCAGGUCUGCCUCCCGGGCCCAUGCACAGAGGACCUGGUCUCCCAGCCUGCAGGUGCCCCUGUGGUGUCCAGGACGACGAGGGGGUCUCUCCAUACUUGGUGGGGCUGGGGCCCUCCUACUUCCCACCUCCUUGUGUCCCUCACUCCCCUGUUUCAUUCCAUGCCGAGCCUCCCCUGCCUUGGGCUCCCCUGGGGAGGGGGUGGUGGCAGGAGUUGCCCAAGGGCAGCUCUGCCCAUGAGCAGCUGCUCUAGUGGCUCCUCCUGCUGCUGUUUGCCGGGUGCUGCUGACCCCUGAGAGGUAGAGAAAAGGCAUUCAGGUGGUUCACACCCCACACAGGUGCCCCUCACAGGGUCCUCACUGGUGGCCAGCGCUGUGUGUGUGACGAUGAUGACAAGCCUAAACUGCACAAGGACUCAUGUCCCGGGCGCUCCAUGUGACCACCUCCGGAGAGGUCUCUGGCUCGUUGUGACCCCAAGGAGUAACCCACUGCCUCCUGCAGCUCUUUCAGACCCAGUUGCAAAGAAGAGCUGCAUGCUCAACCUGCUGCUAUCCCUGCCAGAGGCCAACCUGCUCCCCUUCCUUUUCCUUCUGGACCAACUGAAAAGGGUGGCAGAGAAGGAGGCAGUCAAUAAGAUGUCCCUGCACAACCUCGCCACGGUCUUUGGCCCCACGCUACUCGGGCCCUCCAAGAAAGAGCGCAAGCUCCCUGCCAAUCCAAGCCAGCCUAUCACCACGACCGACAGCAGGUCCUUGGAGAUCAUGUCCCAGAUCCAGAUACCUAGUAAGAUGCUGGAAUGUAUUCCCUGGACAAUCCGUGUCCUGGCAGCAUUUGGUCUUCCCAUAAGUGCCUGGCUUCGCUGUUCUCAGGAGUGGGUUCUGAAGUCUUUGGAGAACAGGAUACAUGGAGGGUUAGGAAGGGGCCAGGCCUAGAGACAGGAGACUCCCUCCCAGAGCAGGUGGAGGCACAGGACCAUUUGCUACCCCAUCUGCCGGCACCUGCGGGGGAGCCCAGGCAUUCUUUGUAAACCCUCCUGACCACCUGGCUAAAGAAAAGAGAAGCAUGGAGGCCGCCAAGUAUUUUCAAGAAAUAACCCCAAGAACAUUGCAUCACUGUUUUAGAGAGAGGGGCUUGGGGCAGGCAGAGGAGAGAAGGGAGAGCAAACUGAGAGCCAAGUUUCCAGACGGUCCUGCAGGAGGAGAGGAUGCAGCUGCCCAGAGGGAAGCAGGAUCACAUUUAAGGAAGUGUGUGGGGUCCCUGGAUGACACCAGCACCCAGUGCGGCUCUGUCUGGCGACCGCUCCCAAGGUGGGAGGAGUGGGUGCCCCUGUGUGUCAGUGGGCAGCUCCUGCUGAGCCCGCAGCUCACUGGGGAGCCUGAGAGCGGGGCCAUGCACCUGACACUCCUCUUUGCUUGUGGACCUGGCGAGGCAGGGAGCAGAAAACAGAGCCACUUGAAGGCUUUCUGUCUGCGUCUGUGUGCAGUGUGGAUUUAGUUGUGCUUUUUUCUUGCUGGGAGAGCACAGCCACCAUUUACAAGCAGUGUCACCCUCGUGGGUGGCGAGGACAGAACAGGAGCCUCUGCUCUCUGUACCUAUCUGGGCCUGGUGGGCUCCCCUGUGCUGGCUUCCAUCUCUGUCUCAGCGACCAUCCAGCCCUGUGCAGGAACACAUGUUGCUUAGAAAAGCCAAAUCCAGCCCUUGUCUCAGUCUCCUCUGGUCUCAUGAUGUGCAUCUGUUACCUUGAAACUGGAAACCAGUCUAUCGAUGUCUGUGCCAAUUUUUGUUCCCUCCCCAACCUCCUUCCCCAUACGACUUUUUAUUUACGUAGGAUGUGUGCUGCCUAAUGAUGGGAUGACCACACUUUUCCAUGUUCGGAAAGUGCUCCUCUCCCGCAGGGCCCCAGGCCUGAUGGUUGCUUUGGGUCUACAGCUACGUCUUACCCGCCUCCUGGCUCGAAAGCCUGUGUGGUG
Messenger RNA from Nomascus leucogenys (northern white-cheeked gibbon), 2796 nucleotides. Its product is annotated as breakpoint cluster region protein-like. Gene Ontology annotation, molecular function: GTPase activator activity. Gene Ontology annotation, cellular component: membrane. The record is from RefSeq and is a predicted model, not a curated record. Gene Ontology annotation, biological process: signal transduction; positive regulation of GTPase activity. Bases 1213 to 1758 code for a protein of 181 amino acids. Lineage: Eukaryota; Metazoa; Chordata; Mammalia; Primates; Hylobatidae. The transcript has 3 exons.